Messenger RNA from Phodopus roborovskii (desert hamster), 2021 nucleotides. It is a transcript of the gene Mpz, whose product is annotated as myelin protein zero. The record is from RefSeq and is a predicted model, not a curated record. Gene Ontology annotation, cellular component: membrane. NCBI's taxonomy places the organism in Eukaryota, Metazoa, Chordata, Mammalia, Rodentia, Cricetidae. The transcript is spliced from 6 exons. Gene Ontology annotation, biological process: myelination. Bases 36 to 893 code for a protein of 285 amino acids.
GCUGCAAUUGGUCACUGGCUCAGGACAGCCCCCUCAUGCUGGGAAUCCAGGGGAUUUUAAGCAGGUUCCAGAAAAUCCUGCUCAGUUCCUUGUCCCCCACUUUCUCCACCCCUCAGAUGCUCUGGGCCCUAGCCCCUUCCCCAGCCAUGGCUCCUGGGGCUCCCUCAUCAGGCCCCAGCCCUAUCCUGGCCACCCUGCUCUUCUCUUCUUUGGUGCUGUCCCCGGCCCUGGCCAUUGUGGUUUACACGGACAGGGAAAUCUAUGGUGCUGUGGGCUCCCAGGUGACCCUGCACUGCUCCUUCUGGUCCAGUGAAUGGGUCUCAGAUGACAUCUCUUUUACCUGGCGCUACCAGCCUGAAGGGGGCCGAGAUGCCAUUUCGAUCUUCCACUAUGCCAAGGGACAACCUUAUAUCGAUGAAGUGGGGACCUUCAAAGAGCGCAUCCAGUGGGUAGGGGACCCUCGCUGGAAGGAUGGCUCCAUUGUCAUACACAACCUUGACUACAGCGACAACGGAACUUUCACAUGUGAUGUGAAAAACCCACCAGACAUAGUGGGCAAGACUUCUCAGGUCACACUCUAUGUCUUUGAAAAAGUGCCCACUAGAUAUGGGGUGGUGUUGGGAGCAGUGAUCGGGGGCAUCCUUGGCGUGGUGCUGUUGCUGCUGCUGCUCUUCUACCUGGUUCGGUACUGCUGGCUGCGCAGGCAGGCAGCUCUGCAGAGGAGGCUCAGUGCCAUGGAGAAGGGGAAAUUUCACAAAUCUUCUAAGGACUCCUCGAAGCGCGGGCGGCAGACGCCAGUGCUGUAUGCCAUGCUGGACCACAGCAGAAGCGCCAAAGCUGCUAGUGAGAAGAAGUCUAAAGGGCUGGGGGAGUCUCGCAAGGAUAAGAAAUAGCGGUUAGCGGGCCGGGCGGGGGGUCGGGGGUCUGCGACAGAGUCUUCCAAAGGCUCUCAGGUGGUGGUCAUCGAGAUGGAGCUUCGAAAAGAUGAGCAGAGCUCGGAGCUCCGACCUGCAGUCAAGUCCCCCAGUAGAACCAGCCUCAAGAACGCCCUCAAGAACAUGAUGGGCCUGGACUCGGACAAGUGACCGUCACAUCCAGGCCCUGUCAGAGCAGGGGGACCUAGGCUCCUCUUUUCCCAGGUCUAGGUGCUUUCCUCUUGCUCCUCAGCCCUGCCCUGCCCUUACCUCCCAAUAAGAUGUAAAGUUUCAUUUCAACCUUCCUUUCCAAGUUCUUGUAUUUCUCCUUCGCCUUUCUUUACCCCUCGGCUUUCCCGGGAGCCUAGGGACUAACCCUAUUCCUCACCUGCCCCAAGGGCUGUGUGUUUGGUGCCUGUCCCUCAGGCGCUGAGAAGAAAGGGACCUUGAUAGCCUCUGCCCAACUCCAGGCCAGUUGACCUUCCCAUCCCCUCUCACGCACACACACCCUCACUCAGCUGAUACCCGGGCUCUUCCAGCUCUCCCCUUUAUCCCUCAGUGGCCCAGCUCCAUGCUCUUGUCUUUGGGCUCAAAUCCACAUCAUCCAGAUCAGACUCUCCAUCAGGGUUUAUUUAGGUUGUCGAGUAUUUUUUAUUUGUCCUUCUGUUUUUUUGUUUGUUUGUUUAUCUGAGCCCGUGCCCCCAUGACUGAGGACCAAUGACGUCAUGUGGCUUUUGCAGUACCCAACUCCCUGCUAAGUCUUUAUCAUUAUUGGAGAGCCAGCCAGCCCAGACAGUUGGAGCCCCUGAACCUCAGACCUCAGCUACAUGAUUGAUGCCCUUUGACCACACUGGAGCACAGUUCUGGGACUCAAGAUUUGGGGAAGGAGAGAGAAAAAGAUGGAUCCUCAGAGGUCAGGGGUGGAGUUCGGGGCUUUAAGAAAUAAAUAAUUAGACAGCAAACAGGAAAACCACAUGAGAAUAGGAGGGAAAGGAAGAGGUUGCACUCCCAGGCACAGGGGAUUGUUAGGAUUUUUCUACAUUCUGUACAUUUCUUUUACCACCUCCAAAUGUCCUUAAAUGUUUAAUAAACACUGACAUUUCCAGA